ACGCCGCCGGUCCACCUCUAACCAUCUGCCCACCUGUUCCCGACACACAAAUGUACGCAUGCCAUGGUUACUUAUUCCAUUUCAGUAGCGUGAUAUCCAGCAAACUACCUGUACUGAUUCCUGUCCGGCACUCCUUGCGAACUCUAGUAGUGGGUGUGGAGAAGAUCAGUCAGUCAGUAUAUUUUUAUAGUAAAUGACAGAAGUCCUGGAAACUCUAUUUAAACCGUACAGGUGUAAAUGAAAGGAGUUAAACUGCAAAAAUCUUACUUGUAAUUUCAGUGCGCAGAAUGCAUAAAACUAAUGGUGGGACCUAAAUGUGAAAAAGGUGUGGCAUUUGCAAAAUAACGUCGAAAAAAUCGUUCAUUUCAUUUGCACUGGGAAAAUUUUCAUCUGUACCCGAAAGGAUCUGUUGAAUUCAUGUUAGUAGCACAUUUUAUCCUCCUUCGGAAUCCGCAGUUACCGCCUUCGAUGGCUUUGUCAUUGUCUACUAUCCAAAAUGUCACGGUAUUGGGGUGUUAAUCAGUCGUUAGCACGUCUUGUGGGAAAGUACGGCCUCCUUUUUGGCGAUUGUCCCACUAAAAGCGAUGAAAGAGUGUGUUCUGCCUUACCACCUGGUCUUUGGCAGAAAAUUACUUGAUCUGGAAUUUUAGCUAGUGUCUGUACUGUCAGUAUGGUGAAUCAUAUAACACUGGACAUUUAUUAUGAAUGUUCUCAGACUGAUGUCCUAACGACCCAAUAAUUAGGCACUAAAAACUACCCUGUUCUAAUCCAUCUUUGAAAGCACCCGUUGAUAAUUUUUGCUGAACUGAGAAGAUAGGUGUCUGUGGAAUUGGCCGGAUCCUACGGCAAUCUCGAAACGUUCGCUAGUUUUUCGGACGGAACAAGCGAAAGUGAGCCUCUGUCUUGGAUCGAGUUAGUUCUAUUUUUAAUGAGAUGUCCUCAAUAAUCCGAUGUCUGGUCCUCGCCCGUGUCUCCAACUCUAAGUUCAUGCAUUUGUUUCUCUGAGAAAUUGUUUUCUCGGAAAGUAAUGAAGCCUGCGUUUUGUCUGCAGGAAAAAGCACUCUAUUUUUCGGUAUUUUGGGUCGCUCGCAGACCCAAGGCGCACUUGGGGCCAAAGGCCGGCAGAAAAAAUGUCUGGUCAUGUCUUAUGGGUCCUUCGUCCAGCAAAACGAGUUACGCCACUAUUUUUGGGUGACCGGUGAUUUCUUACGUGGUCAUUAGGCUACAGCAAGCUAGGCUUGUGUAGCGUCGGCCUAAAUCAUCCUUACCUAACUAUCUCGAUCCAAUUACAGCAAGUAGGCUAUCUAAUGAAAAGUCUAUCGAAAUUCCGAAGUGUGUUUUCUACUGGUAAGGAUUACUUAGUCAGGGCUGUAGUACUGAUUAUCGUGCGUCAUAAUCCCGGAAUAUUUCAGCCAAACCAGAACGCCAGCCUUUAAAUGAGCUUCUUUCCCGCUGCCUGUAUAAAUCACACUCGGCGACAUAUAACUAUUUAAGUUGAGUGAUAUUUUUCCGUUGUCUUUCGAUAUCCUCAUAAAUUCAGAUAUACUUUAUAGAAAACACGCAUAAAAUUCUUCUCUAUACUCAUCUCAUGUCUUAAAAUUUGAUGCUUGAAAAAAUUGCAACUUAGAGUUCCAAAAAUAGUUUGUAGUAAUGUCGUUCUCAAGACCGUGAGGUGUCUAUUCACAAAGAAUUGUACCAGUACGUCUACUACUGCUGCUUAUUAAGUAUUCAACACGGUCUGCAUCCGUUGUAGAAUAGUAUGAGCCCUAUGUGACAUCUUCUUUAAUAGCAUAGGGAAACAUAUGAUUUAUCGGUUAGAUGAUACUUGGUAGUCCUUCUGACACCGCAAACUCCCAGCUGCCUGUCAAUCGGGAUCGGUGGUAAUAGGGCUAUACGGGUGGGACAAUUGAGUGGAGGGGUAACUGGCGAUUGUAGUAUAUGCUAGGAAUUGACGCUCCAGGUAAAGUGGAAGCCUAAUUUAGAUUAGGUUAAAAAUACAAGGAAGGUAUGGAAAUGAGCAAGGAGACUUUGAACGGUGUGCGGGAUAAAUGCAUCCUAGCCUCAGAUUGGAAAGAAAAGCAAGUGAUGGCGAACAACCAAUGGGAAGAAGGCAACUGGUCCUAAGGUCAUUCCGCAGUGUGUGCGAUAGAACUCCACCCAACAUAAUGGACAGAAGAACACGAGAGUCAAGCAGCGGCACGCGGAACGCCACAACGUAAGCCGGGUAAGACUUUUAUGCGAAAAAUUGGUUUGGGCUGAAGAGAAAAUCCGCAAAUAAUGAGGCAGUCGAAAGCUAACUUUGCUAAUGAAAGUUGAUAAACGGUAAGCCUCAUUGUCAUCGUUACCGGUGCCAAUCCGCCCACGAUAGUACCUCUACAAUGAAUGAGGCAGUCAAAAGCUACCUCUUCUUAUGAUAGUUUAUGUAGGGAAAGCCUCAGUGUCAUCGUUACCGGUGCCAAUCCGCCCAGGAUAAUACCUCCACAAUGAAUCUGGUACAGGUAAUACAGCGUAAAUUGAAAAGCAUAAUGAGAAAGUAAUCAUAGCUACUGAAAUCAAGCCAGUAGGUACAAUUGUGGAUUCUGUGGGCACGGCAGCCAACUACCUCUUCUAAUGAAAGUUGACAUAGGGUAAGCCUCAUUGUCAUCGUUACCGGUGCAAAUCUGCCCAGGAUAGCACGUCUAAAAUGAAUCUGAUACAGGUAAUACAGCGUGCGCGUGAAUUUAGAAGCAUAAUGAGAACGCAAUCACAGCUACUGAAAUCGAGCCACUAGGUACCAUUGGGGAGUGUGUGGGCACGGCUACCAACUAUCAUCUUACCGAUUUAUCUUACACGGGCAGUUUGCAGCAUGGGUUUUGGAACCCUUAGCGCAAGUGUAGCCGCAGGUUGGAUUCAAAAUGAUCCGGAAUUUGAAAAAGAAUUUAAAACUGAAAGAUACCCGUUCUUUGGAUAUAAAAUCCGAGGAAAACGUAAUUCUCUACCAAAUGAGUACAUGACAGUAAAACGCAUUAUACUUUACAAACAUAGCGAAGCUGGAUGGAAACUGCGUGCUACUUAAGUAGCCAUCUUCCGCCGAGUGUGGUUUACAUAGGUGGCGCGAAAGAAGCUCAUUUAAAAGCCGGCAUCCUGGCGUGACUGAAAUAUUGCGGAAUUAUGCCGCACAGUAAUCAGUCCUACAACUUCUCCUAGGUAAUCCUUUCCAAUUGAAAACACAUUUCAGAAUUUCGGUCAACAUUUCGUGGCAUCUGUCACUUACUAGGUGCAGACAACGCCCAAUGUACCACGUUUCCAAGGUCGUGAAAUCUUUGCUGAAAUCCUCCGGCGGGCUUGUAUUUAAAGCUGGCUACGUAAGUUGGUUUUCAAUACUUACACGCAGGGAGCUCAAUCUGAACACAGUCCACACAUCAUGCCUAAAUGAUUUUCUGCCGUAAUUUUUCUCGGUAGUAUCAUCAGGGUUUUCGACCCGAUCUGAUGGCAUUAAGACUUUGAAUCAACCCCAACCUCUACUAACUGCCAUCUUCACGCCUUUGUGCACGCAGAACGCAGCUCCACCAACAAACCAGUCGGCUGCCGCGCCAAGACGAAAGUCCAUUCUCCGCUCGAGAACUCUGAGUUUGAACGCUGACUCCUAUGGAUGUGAUGACAGCGGUGGUUGUUAUUCCGUUGUUAAGCAAAGCCGAGCAUGUGGAACGCGUAUCCGCGCCGACCCCGUCACUCUCUUUCAUGCCUACAGACGUCAAUGGCGCAACACUCUUGUGCCCGGUGAGAAUGAUCGUCGUUCCCUACGAUGGUCCGUGAAGGCAGCCAUGAUGAUACGCGAGAUCCCUGUGCUACCCAGCUCCGGUCGUUCAAUCAGGUCGCAGUUUCAUGUUCAUCCUGGCGUAGUCGAGUCCCGCACUCCGCGAAAGCGCAUUUCCACCUCUUCUGCCCGCCAGGAGUCCCGAUUCCUGGUACGUCUAUGCUUCUUCCUAUUCGUUCGGCUUGUUGUUUAAAAGUGCUUCUACACCCACAUCAGCAUGAAAAAUGUGUCAAAAGUUAACCAACUUAAUCGCAUGUCUUAACGCUUUUGGACGUGGUUGAUAUGAGGUAUUGUAUGGCUACUGAAAUUGUGUUAGUAGGCCGUUUUGUUGACGACCAGUUGACUCGGAGGCUCUACUGGUCAGAGGCUCAUUUAAACUACCACCCGGUCUGUUUCAGUGCAGGCGGAAACAACCCUUUUACUUUCGGGCAAUAUAAGCUGCAUUUUUAUACCGUUUAAAUAAUCGCCGGUCUUGUUUGUUGACAAGCCUCGUCCCUUAGCAAAAUUACAAUGUAUUGCCCCCCUUAUCCCCCUCCCCCAGUCCAACCAAAUAAAGGGACCUAUCUCUGCCUCUUCUUCACACUUACUUCUGUUUACUGAUUUAUGAAUCUUUAAAAUAAAGUAUAUGCUGUUAGACCACCCACGAGCAAUAACUUUUAUAUUUACAUAAGUCCGUAAUUUUCUUGAUUUUAAGUCAGUGAUUAGAUGGUUUUCGUUUUAUGAUGCUAUCCCACCGAAAUCCAGGGAAUCUUAGUAAAAUUGGCCAGGUGUUUUUCUUUAAUAUAUAUAUGUAUAUAUACAAAUUUGCAUUUUCAAAACUGGAUCUCAGGUUGAGUAAGUUAAAUAUUUCGGGCAUCCGUUGUCGCGGACUGCGGAGACGCUGAAAGUCGUUGUUAUCUAUGUAGCGGUCUGAGCACCCCGUUAUCAGUUAUUUCUCCGCACUGAUUGGAAAGUCACGGCAGAUAGUUAGGACAGUUUUACAUGGUGUCUGAGGUCUCAGGCUUUUGAGUCUACUGUCCGUUGGUGAAGACUAAAUGUGGAGAAAUUCCUUGUUAUUUAUAGAAGUAUCGAAGCUGGCCAUUCUACUUAUAGCAUGACGUUUUAGGAGGUUGUAGUGGGUGAGGUGGGACCGCCUAAGAUAGAAUCGUUCGGCGCAUGCGAGCCCUCAACUGGGAAUCCUCUUAUCUCCUGUGGGAGUCUGCGGGCUUGGAGCUGCGCGCCCCGUCGCCAGUUGGUGUUCACGUGGUCGAGUUUGCAGCUUGCAUCCGAUCAGCAUAAGGCAAUCGCGAUUCCUAUCUCUGCAGACUAAGGAGGAGUUUUUGUAAUAAGGUAGAGGAUCCUUUGGUUUAACCAAACGUCAACGAAGUGUAGGCUAUGUUCGUCAGGCCAUGAUUAUGAGGUCUUCAAUGACCUUUGACAGUUCGACCGUCGAGUCCGACGAUAUCCACCGUGUGCCUCACAGCAGGGUGCGACAGGCUCGGUGAGCUUGCGCGUGUAUUAGUUUAUAGUGGUAGUGGACUUGCGCAGCAUCUACCGCACCCUCUCCUCUCCCACCUGGACCCGGUGUCAAGACAGAGCCAAGAAGACAGGAGGCGGUGGAGGGCGCAGGUGGGUGGCAUGGUCGGACCCGCACCUAGGCGUGCUACCACACUCCCUGGUCCACAACAUACACUUGACCAGGAUUUUUUCCAACAACACCCCAGCAGGGGUCAGAAGGACGCGAACGACUUGGCAGCCAUGCCCACCACUUGUAUACCCAGCAGAAGCGCAAGCGCAUCUACUGUCAGGGAACCAGGUGUCAAGGAACUGCCAGCGCAUACCAGGCUGCGAGGGCCAUGAUUUGUUGAUAGUGGCAUAUCACUCGUUUUCGGACCUUUUGACCUAGAAGCAUGACUGUCAGACGACCGUCAGCAUCGUCAAUUUCACGCAACCAACCAAAAUCAGCGCAAAAGUUCAGUCGUUACAGCCCUGUAAUGCCACAUGGAGCUCAGUAAUCCAGUCAUUUUGCGGUUUCUGUUGUCUUACCCUGUUCGCUUAUCAGUCGCUUGUUGCUUAUGGUUUGAAACCGGUUUGUCAGUCCCAUAACCCACCACUACUGGCAUAGCACACGCUUUUAGACCAUUUGACCUUGAAUGACGUAAAGGCUUUUAAAAAAAACCAUUGACGCACACAGUGACACUGUACAAUUUAACCCGUCGCCCUUAAGGCUUACAGGCGUCCUUUCUAUUCCUAUUUCACUCUAAAAGUAGCCAAAAUGCCAGUUCGUUCUGAAUAGAUCUCUGAGAUUCGUUGACUGCUGUGAUAAACUGUGUUUCUAUACGUUGAAUCUGUGUGUGAACGCUAGUGUUCCUCUUGUGCCUUCGACUUUUAAUUUGAUGUUCUUACUUUCUCAUUUAAAGUAAUUGGACGCAUUUUUUCCUGGUAUGAAUGUACCACAAGCAUACAUAGCAGAAUUUAUUCGCACCAACAAAUUUCGCGACCACCUAUCAGCUGCAACCCGUCACUGUAUAGUACAGAUAACGAAUAAGAAUCACACAGCAAUUUGAAUUUUCACAGAAAAAAAAACAAUGCAAAACAGCAUGGUUAUUGUCUAGUGCACACGGUCUAAUCAAUGAAAAUGGUAACUUGUAAACUUAAUUUAGGAAGGAGAAAAAUGGAAAGUUAUCAUACAAAAAGGGGACUGAGGAUUACCAGGGUUGACCACUUGGUCCAUCUGUUUGCGUAGGUCGGGGUUCUCUCGCCGCAUGUAGGCUGCCUCCAAGUAGCGCGCAAUGCCCGAAUCGUUCGUGCUCGAACAAGUACUCGGAAGAAUGUUUUGGAGUUGACGAAGUUAAUCCUAUCUGGGGGGCGUUGCAUGAUAGAAGAAUGAGGAACUCUAUUUUCCGGCUUUUAAAGUCAGUUAGGCAGGCACUCAACAGAUCUGGCUGCCAGUUGCCUUUACGUUUGCCCAUGUCCUUGUACCCACAAGCGCACUUUAAUUCAUAAACACCAUUUGAGUUGUCUUGCUUUGGCAAGAAAUCCUUUUCCCUAGAGAGUAGGGCUGCUGAAUAUGUCCUCGGCUGCAUUGUAUGUCCUUUCAGUGGUGUAUCUCAACCGUCGUUUGAUGAUAUUUACAAUGUCGUCACCCCUGACGGGUAAGACGUGCAAUGACAAGGCAUCAUUUGUCCGUAAAAUUGAAACACUUUUUUGGUAGGAUACGGUUCAAAAAUAGGACAACCAAACAGACCCUUGGAAACUGUGGAAUUUUUAUUUUAUGGAGCAUGUCGUCUUCGUAAAUCUUCAACGAUAUCAUUCCUGUCCUUAAUUCUCCCACCCUCCCCCUGCCACUUUUAUUUCAGCAGGAACACUCACCGUAA
Molecule: messenger RNA, 7152 nt
Organism: Spirometra erinaceieuropaei
Lineage: Eukaryota; Metazoa; Platyhelminthes; Cestoda; Diphyllobothriidea; Diphyllobothriidae
Source: the annotation of a GenBank genome assembly